AUGGCCAAGCUGAUCCUCCUCACCGGUCUGGCACUUUUGCUGAAUGCUCAGCUUGGUUCUUCCUAUCUGCUGACAUGCUACUUCACCAACUGGGCUCAGUACAGACCAGGCCUUGGGCGCUUCAUGCCUGAUAACAUCGACACAUGCCUCUGUACUCACCUGAUCUAUGCCUUUGCGGUUAUGAAGAACAACCAGAUCACUACCAUUGAAUGGAAUGACCUGACUCUCUACAAAUCCUUCAAUGGUUUGAAAAACCAGAACGGACAACUGAAGACCCUCCUGGCUAUCGGAGGAUGGAAUUUUGGAACAGCUCCAUUUACUGCAAUGGUUUCCACUCCCGAGACUCACCAGACCUUCAUCAGCUCCGUCAUCACAUUCCUGCCUCAGUAUGAAUUUGAUGGGAUAGACUUUGAUUGGGAAUACCCUGGCUCCAGAGGCAGCACAGCUCAGGAUAAGGGCCUCUUCACUGUCCUUGUUCAGGAAAUGCUGGAAGCCUUCGAGCAGGAAGCCAAGCAGGUUAACAAAUCCAGGCUCCUGGUCACCGCUGCUGUGGCUGCUGGGCUCUCUAACAUUGAGUCAGGCUACCAGAUUCCUCAGCUCGGCCAGUAUCUAGACUACUUCCACGUGAUGACCUAUGACUUCCAUGGCUCUUGGGAGGGAUAUACUGGAGAGAAUAGUCCCCUGUUUCAAGGCCCCGCUGACACUGGCAGCAAUAUCUACCUCAAUAUUGAAUAUGCCAUGAAUUACUGGAAGAACAAUGGUGCCCCAGUUGAGAAGCUCAUUGUUGGAUUCCCAACCUACGGACACACCUUCAUCCUGACCGACCCAUCCAACACUGCUGUCGGCGCUCCAACCUCAGGACCGGGGCCUGCUGGAGCUUACACGAAACAGUGUGGGUUCUGGGCUUACUAUGAGAUCUGCACCUUCCUGAAGAACGGAGCCACUCAAGCGUGGGAUACCCCUCAGGAUGUCCCUUAUGCAUACCAAAGCACUGAGUGGGUAGGAUAUGACAACAUCAAGAGCUUCAACCUCAAGGCUCAGUGGUUAACGAAGAACAACUUUGGCAGUGCAAUGGUGUGGACAAUUGACCUGGAUGACUUCACUGGCACGUUCUGCAACCAGGGCAAAUUCCCCUUGAUCAGUACCCUGAAGACUGCUCUUGGACUGCAGAGCACUAGCUGCACUGCUCCUGCUCAGCCCAUUUCUCCAAUCACAGAGGCUACCAGUGGUGGAGGAAGUGGCAGUGGAAGCUCUGGUAGUGGCAGCAGCUCCUCCGGUGGCAGUGGGUUCUGUGCUGGCAAAGCAAAUGGCCUCUACUCUGUUGCCAACAACAGGAAUGCUUUCUGGAACUGUGUGAAUGGCAUCACUUAUGAGCAGUACUGCCAAACCGGCCUGGUCUUUGAUACAAGCUGCAGCUGCUGCAACUGGGCAUAA
Gopherus evgoodei (Goodes thornscrub tortoise) is the source of this 1434-nucleotide messenger RNA. Its product is annotated as acidic mammalian chitinase-like. Gene Ontology annotation, cellular component: extracellular region. Gene Ontology annotation, molecular function: chitinase activity; chitin binding. The transcript is spliced from 11 exons. Lineage: Eukaryota; Metazoa; Chordata; Testudines; Testudinidae. Gene Ontology annotation, biological process: carbohydrate metabolic process; chitin catabolic process. The coding region runs from base 1 to 1434 and encodes 477 amino acids. The record is from RefSeq and is a predicted model, not a curated record.